Messenger RNA from Talpa occidentalis (Iberian mole), 4453 nucleotides. RefSeq names its product bone morphogenetic protein 8A. Gene Ontology annotation, molecular function: cytokine activity; growth factor activity. The transcript is spliced from 7 exons. Gene Ontology annotation, biological process: SMAD protein signal transduction. Lineage: Eukaryota; Metazoa; Chordata; Mammalia; Eulipotyphla; Talpidae. The record is from RefSeq and is a predicted model, not a curated record. Bases 1 to 1209 code for a protein of 402 amino acids. Gene Ontology annotation, cellular component: extracellular region.
AUGGCCGCGCGCCCCGGCCCGCUCUGGCUGCUGGGCCUGGCGCUGUGCGCGCUGAGCGGCGGCGGCCCCGGCCCGCGCCCCCCGCCCGGGUGUCCGCCCCGGCGCCUGGGCGCGCGCGAGCGCCGCGACAUGCAGCGCGAGAUCCUGGCGGUGCUCGGGCUGCCCGGGCGGCCCCGGCCCCGCGCGCCCCCCGCCGCCGCCCGGCUGCCCGCGUCCGCGCCGCUCUUCAUGCUGGACCUGUACCACGCCAUGGCCGGCGGCGACGGCGAGGACGGCGGCCCCCUCGAGCGCCGCCUGGGCCGCGCCGACCUGGUCAUGAGCUUCGUCAACAUGGUGGAGCGUGACCGCACGCUGGGCCACCAGGCGCCCCACUGGAAGGAGUUCCUCUUCGACCUGACCCAGAUCCCGGCGGGAGAAGCUGUCACAGCCGCUGAGUUCCGGAUUUACAAGCUGCCCAGCACCCACCCACUCAAUGGGACACUCCACAUCAGCGUGUUCGAGGUGGUCAGGGAGCAGACCAACAGGGAGUCUGACUUGUUCUUUUUGGAUCUUCAGACGCUCCACGCUGGGGACGAGGGCUGGCUGGUGCUGGAUGUGACAGUAGCCAGCGACCACUGGUUGCUGAACCGUAACCAGGACCUGGGACUCCGCCUCUAUGUGGAAACGGAGGAUGGGCUCAGCGUGGAUCCUGGCCUGGCCGGUCUGCAGGGGCGACGGGCCCCGCGCUCCAAACAGCCUUUCAUGGUCACUUUUUUCAGGGCGAGCCCCGGUCCCGGGCGGGCCCCUCGGGCUGUGAGGCCCCUGAAGAGGAGGCUGCCGAAAAAAACCAACGAGCUGCCGCACCCCAACAAACUCCCAGGGAUCUUGGAUGAGGCGCCCGGCUCCGACGGGCGGCAGGUGUGCCGGCGCCACGAGCUCUACGUCAGCUUCCAGGACCUCGGCUGGCUGGACUGGGUCAUCGCCCCCCAGGGCUACUCGGCCUACUACUGUGAGGGGGAGUGCUCCUUCCCGCUGGACUCCUGCAUGAACGCCACCAACCACGCCAUCCUGCAGUCCCUGGUGCACCUGAUGAAGCCGGACGCGGUGCCCAAAGCGUGCUGCGCGCCCACCAAGCUGAGCGCCACUUCCGUGCUCUACUACGACAGCAGCAACAACGUCAUCCUGCGCAAGCACCGCAACAUGGUGGUCAAGGCCUGCGGCUGCCACUGAGGCCCGCCCACCUGCCCCGGGGCCCUCUCAGAUCAGGGGCCCUCCAGGCAGAGUUGGCAGGGAGGGCCAUCAGAGGUCACCAAGUCCAUACCCUCUCGCCUUCCUGCAGAGCUUGGUCCUCUCCAGGGCCCUCUGCCCCUCCCUGCCUGAGGUUCGUGAGACUUCAGCCCCUAGUCCCAGCAGUCAGUCGUCAAGCAGGGUUUUCCCCCAGAGGCAGGUGCGUCAGCUCUCUGCGAUUGGCACAGAAGUCCCGUCUGAGGAGCCGACUGAGCCACAUUGCUGGUCCAGGCUGUGGACAGGUGUGGGAUCACCUGUGAGGUGUCUGGAGCCCAAGAUUGGCCGCUUGGGUCCUUCACUCCCCAUUACAGGAUGGCUGUGUGUAGACAGGAUCUGGUCCAUCUCCGCUUACCCUCCUCUCCUAAGUGCCAAACUGGGCACUUCUGGGCUCUGUUAAGGAGCAUAGUCUUCACCUCAGUCGUGCAUUUGUGCAUCUGAAGCACCAGACUGCUGGCCACACUCAGGCAUGUGGGUCAACUCCAGACAAAGCUGUAGGGCUGAGGCCCCUGGCAUCUUUCUCCCCUCUGCCUUCCUGCUUUGAUCUGCCCCUCCCGUCUGGGGAAGACAGGCCGUGUGUGGACAUUUGGCCUUUGGAGAAACAAAAUAAUCAACUCAUCUGUCUCACCAGGAGCUUAGCUCAGCGGGAAAGUCACCUUUUUGUUGAGCCAUCACGGUGGACACUAGGUGACCCUGAAUGACAGUGCCCGGGACAGAUAACGUAAUUCCCCUUUCCUAUCUACAGGGCAGACAUUAAUAAUCAAUCUUGAUUUUUCCUUUCAACUACGGAUAGAAUCUCAGCAUGAUUAUCACAGACUCCAGCAGCCACUGCCAAUAGAUCAGAGUUGGCAUGUAAAGGAAGAUUUUCGGCCAUCUUCUGCCAUGCUAAGCUGCCAUCGGCACCCCCUCCACCACCACCACCACCACUCCUCUGUGAUGGGCAGUCUGUGGCCAGCACCUGUGUCCAGAAGUUGUCAACAAAGUCUGUGUCACCCUGUGUGUCCAGGUGCCUGGUCCUGUUUAUUGGAGCCUGUCCGUCAAAGAAAAGGCCCCUGUCCCGAGGGAGUGACAGGCAAUAAUUAGAGCUGGGUGGAGAGGUUCCCAGAAACCACCGUUCCUGGAGCCAUCAGCAGUUGGAGUGUUUAUUUGAUUUCUGACUUGCUAAGCCUAUAAUUUACCUGCUGGAGCAGACAGAGUCCAGCUGCCCAAACCCUGAAAUACCGCGUCACUAAAAGCAGAUCCUGGGUCCGCCCCAACCCACAGGCACAGCCCAGGACAACCUCGGCCCGACGAUGCUCAACUCUGGAUUCCUGCUGAACAGCCCCAGGAGGGGCUCGGGAGGGCAGGCUGGCAGCAGGGCUGGGCUGGGGCACUGUUGUGGGACAGCUGCCCCCCACCCCACCUGGAGUUUGGAGGGACCCUGGAGCAGGUGUAGAGGAAGAGACCCUCCCCGUGCACAAGGGCAGCCCCAGGCUGUCUGGAGAGGGUGAGUUACUCAUUAGUGUAGGGAUCUAAGCUCUGGCCUAGAUGUUGGGAGACCUGACUUGUAAGGUGACUUCCUCCUCUGGGUCUCAUGAAGGCAUUGGGCUGUUUGAUCUUCUACAUGUCUUCAGCCAGGGUAUCUGUGUGUGUUUCCACCAGCCUUUCUUCACACUGAGCCGAGGCAGCCUCGUCACCCUGAACUCAGCACAGAUGGCCACCCCAAAUCAGAGUUGGCACCUAACCUGGAACCUGCUUGCCAGUCUGGUACUAAUCCAUCAGCUCUCUCUUCCAAAGAUCAGAUUGUCUUCUAGGCAAUUGUAAAUUUUAAAUCAGUCUGUUCUGCUGUUAACUUUUAUUCUACUGGUAUCGUUAGUGCCCAGCCAGUGACCCAGCACUUAGGGGGCCAGGAAUGGGUGUCAAAAGACAUGACGGUUUGUGGAGAUGGAGUACACUUAACCAUCAACAAGCUGUGCGCAGCAAGAAUGAGCAGGGGACAGCCCUCUGUACCGGGUGUUGUCUGCCUGCCUGUCAGACUCGGAACAACUUUUGCCAUCCAGUCACCUGAUGAAGUAAAACAGAACAAGCCCUGAGUGAUGCUACGAUUGUGAAGGACAUAGAGCCUGUGCGUUUUAUCCCACAAGCCGAGCCUGCAGGUGUGCAUCACAGGUGUCACCCUUUCCUUCUCUGGUUCGGGCACGGCAUGUUCAUCUGGUUGCAGCAGAAUAGGAGGAUACAUUUGGGGGUCGGUACAGACCUAGGACAGCAAGCAGAUGUUAGUAACCAUUGAUAGGGCCACAGUAACCAUUGAUGGGGUCAGAAGAGCUCAGGAGGUGCACGGCCUUCUUGGCAAAAGCCAUGCAGUGCAGGCCUCCAGGCCCAGCACCGAAUGUUGAUUCUAAGCUUAGCAAGAGGACAGGUGGAUUUGAAUCCCAGUUCAUCAUCUUCUGUGGAGCAGGAUAAUGGUCUUUUGCUCUUGAUGUAUAAAGAUCAGACACCACACACUUAGCAUGGCAGCUGGUGUAUAAAUGCUUCACAGCUGGUCCCCAGUGAUGUUGCUAUAAAUGAAUUGCUAAUUUGGAGCCUCUUCUGCACUUGUCCAACUGAACCUCUUCCCAGAAAUGUGUUCUCUAGGUGAUAGUGUAUUUCUUGCAGAGCUGUGCUUUUUCCUAAAUACCUAGACACCACAAUCCCUUGAGGGCAGCUUGAAUUCUUACCUGAGGCAUGUAACUAGUUCUAUGGCAGUGGAGGGGAGGUGAACCUUCAUCUUGUGUCCCCAGAGAUAUGGGGGUCCUACUGGCCAGUCAAGGGCACUCAGUCCCCACCAGAUGACUCUUCCAGCAAUGGAGUUCUUUGAAUUAAGAACUAUCCACCUUGGGUUUCCUACUUAUGGGAAGGCCUUACCUAAAAUUUUGUUUUUCAUUUAUUACAAAAUCAGGCAGAUUUGGAAGAAAGUUUAAAAAAACAAACAGUUCAAAUCAUCAAAGUUCUAUGACUCAAAAAAUCACACUAUUAGUAUUUCAGUAAAUUUACUUCUAGCCUUUUUUCUUAGUAUAUAUAUAUAUGUUUACAUAUCAUAAAUAAGUAUUUUUACAAAACUGGGAUCAUACUGUACUAUAUCAAUUGCUUUGAGAUAUGCUUUUUCUACAUUAUAAGAUAUGCUUUCCCACUUUAUGAUAUGGCCAAAAAUUCCUUGCUAAUAAAUAUUUUU